AAAUAAAAAAACAAAGCCUAUCGUUCUCAUUUCUUCGUCCCUCUCUCUCUGGUCUAUUAGAAAUCAAAUCUCUUCUCUCUUACUCUCUGCAACCCUUUGUCUUAAAGAAGAAGAAACAAUCUCUCUCUGUAGCUUCAGUGGCUUAAAGUAUUAUACUAGCAAAUAAAGAAACCGCAAUGUUAUUCGCUUUUGUCUGUGAAGCCAUGUGACUACACUGACUCAUUCUUCACUUCUUCUUCUUCUCUUCGGUUCUGGCUUUAUAGUCCUCAACCGAGUCUCUCAUUGACUCACUGAGUCAACGCGACUCGAAUGGCCUCUUCCUCACGAGCUCGGAGCAGCUCCCCAUUUUCCUAUCGGAAACCGUCUACUCCUUACUCUUCCUCUUCUUCAGCUUCUUCUUACGUUAGCAACAGAUUAAUUCCUCGUUCCUGCUCUUCGGUUUCUUCUUCGUAUUUCAACUCGGGAGGCGGACUUGGUUCCCGAUCCAUGACUCCGAGUCGCUCUCGCUCGGACUCAAUGUGCUACGGUCAGCGCAAUUACGGCAAUCGCACUCCUGUCGGGUUUGGGACGGAGGACUUUGUUGCCGAACCGAUUGAUGCGCCGAGGAAUGGAGAUAGUAUUUCGGUGACGAUUCGGUUUAGACCGUUGAGUGAAAGAGAGUUUCAGAGAGGAGAUGAGAUCGCUUGGUAUGCUGAUGGAGAUAAAAUUGUUAGGAAUGAGUAUAAUCCAGCAACUGCUUAUGCAUUUGAUAAAGUAUUUGGACCACACACUGCCUCUCAAGAGGUCUAUGAAGUUGCUGCUAAACCAGUAGUCAAGGCUGCAAUGGAAGGUGUAAACGGAACGGUUUUUGCUUAUGGUGUCACUAGUAGUGGAAAGACACACACUAUGCAUGGAGAUCAAAAUUCUCCUGGAAUCAUACCAUUGGCCAUAAAGGAUGUUUUCAGCAUUAUCCAAGAUACUCCAGGAAGAGAGUUCUUACUACGCGUGUCUUAUCUUGAAAUUUACAAUGAGGUGAUAAAUGACUUGCUUGAUCCAACUGGUCAAAAUUUGCGUGUUAGAGAAGAUGCACAGGUGUUUUUCUUAAAAUUUGUGCUUCAGUAAUUUCUCUUGUCUUUGUCUCUGCCAUCUGAGCACACUUAUCAGUUAUCAAUAGUUUGCCAUGCUGCUCUGUCUGAGCAUACUAUGAUUGAGAGUAGUGCCCAUGGUGACGAGUAUGAUGGAGUGAUCUUUUCUCAACUUAAUUUGAUUGAUUUAGCUGGAUCUGAGAGUUCAAAAACUGAAACAACUGGACUGCGGAGAAAGGAGGGAUCUUACAUAAAUAAAAGUCUCCUAACUCUUGGAACUGUAAUUGGAAAGCUGAGUGAAGGGAAAGCAUCUCAUGUUCCUUAUCGAGAUUCCAAACUUACCCGUCUUCUGCAGUCUUCUUUGAGUGGGCAUGGACAUGUUUCACUUAUUUGUACAGUUACUCCUGCAUCUAGUAAUAUGGAGGAAACACACAACACAUUGAAGUUUGCUAGCAGGGCGAAGAGAGUUGAAAUCUAUGCUUCACGUAAUAAAAUUAUUGAUGAAAAAUCUCUAAUUAAAAAGUAUCAAAGGGAAAUAUCAAUCCUCAAGCAGGAACUUGAUCAACUAAAGCAGGGGAUAAUAGUUGGUGUCAAUCAGGAGGAGAUUCUGACCUUAAGACAAAAGUUGGAAGAAGGUCAAGUGAAGAUGCAGUCAAGAUUGGAGGAAGAAGAAGAAGCCAAGGCUGCUCUUAUGAGUCGGAUCCAGAGGUUAACCAAGCUCAUACUUGUUUCUACGAAGAAUGUGAUUCCUGGAUAUAUGGGUGACAUUCCCAGUCAUCAGCGGAGUCAUUCUUUUGGUGAAGAUGAUAAACUGGAAGUUUUGAGAGAGGGUGCUUUACUCCUAGAAAAUGAGAAUCAGAAGGACAGCUUGUCUUCUGCUUCUGUGGUUUCAUCGGAUGCAUCUCAUGAAUUUAAACACAAGAGAUCUUCCAGCAAGUGGAAUGAAGAACUCUCUCCUGUUAGCAGUACAAUUACUGAAUCAACUCAAGGUGCAUUGACACAAGAUCAGAUGGACCUUCUCGUUGAGCAGGUAAAGAUGCUUGCUGGAGAGAUUGCAUUCAGCACUAGUACCCUUAAGCGGUUGGUGGAGCAGUCUGUGAAUGAUCCGGGUAGCUCAAAAACUCAAAUCCAGAACUUGGAACGUGAGAUCCAGGAGAAAAGGAGACAAAUGAGAGUUUUAGAGCAGCACAUUAUUGAGAGUGGUGAGGCUUCAAUUUCUAAUGCAUCAAUUGUUGAUAUGCAACAGUCAGUUAUGAGAUUAAUGACUCAAUGUAAUGAGAAGGCUUUUGAGCUGGAGUUAAAGACAGCAGACAACCGUAUCCUCCAGGAACAACUGCAGAAUAAGUGUACUGAGAACAAGGAGUUGCAAGAAAAAAUAGAUCUACUGGAACAGAAGUUGGCUUCAGUCUCUAAAGAUAAACCAUCACUGGAUUCUGAACAUGUUGUGCCGGAAGAAUAUGUCGGUGAAUUAAAAAAGAAAGUUCAAUCGCAGGAGUUUGAGAAUGAAAGGCUAAAGAUAGAACAGAUACAGCUUUCAGAGGAGAACAGUGGGUUACGUGUGCAAAAUCAGAAACUGGCUGAAGAAGCUUCUUAUGCAAAGGAACUGGCAUCUGCUGCUGCAGUUGAGCUAAAGAACUUGGCUGGUGAAGUGACUAAGCUUUCAUUACAGAAUGCAAAAUUAGAAAAGGAAAUGUUGGCUGCUCGAGAGUCCAUGCAUUCUAGAGGUGCUGGCAUGCAAACCAUUAAUGGUGUUAACCGCAAGUAUAGUGAUGGCACGAGAUCAGGAAGAAGGGGACGGUUCUCUGGCAGAGCAAAUGAAAUUUCUGGAGUGCACCCUGAUGACUUCGACUCUUGGAGCCUUGAUCCAGAAGAUUUGAAGAUGGAGUUGCAGGUGAGGAAACAAAGGGAGGCAGCUCUUGAGGCCACUUUAGCUGAAAAAGAGUUUAUAGAAGAGGAAUAUAGGAAAAAGGCUGACGAGGCAAAGAAAAGGGAGGAGGCUCUGGAAAAUGAUUUGGCAAAUAUGUGGGUGCUUGUUGCUAAGUUAAAGAAAGAAGGGGGAGCUAUUCCUGAUGUGAAUACCGAUGAGAGACAAAGUGAUGGAAUAGAUUUAAGUGAACCAAAAUAUAGUGGGGAUGAUCAAAAUACUGUCCUGAAAGAAAGACAAAUUUCAGAUCCAUCAAAACCACCCGAUGAAAAUCCAAAGGAGGAGCCCCUAGUUGUUCGAUUGAAGGCACGAAUGCAAGAGAUGAAGGAAAAGGAACUAAAAAACUUGGGUAAUGGAGAUGCCAAUUCACACAUGUGUAAAGUAUGUUUUGAAUCACCGACAGCUGCAAUUCUUCUCCCUUGCCGACAUUUUUGUUUGUGUAAAUCUUGUUCAUUGGCUUGUUCAGAGUGUCCAAUUUGUCGCACAAAGAUUGCAGAUAGGCUUUUCGCGUUUCCUUCUUGACCCUGCAGUUUAUGCCCUCCAAAUGAGGGUUCAUCCACAUUGUCCUUUCCGCAAUAUUCAAUGCAAUAGCGGGUGCAAUUCUUUUAUUAGUUUGAUGUAUGUAAUUUGUGUAAAAGGUAUAUCAGUAUAUUGUUUUCGUUCUUUUUCCUUCAAGGCUGUAAAAUAAAGUUGUGAUUAAAGGUUAACCCAAAAAAAAGGAAAAAAAAAAUCUGUACAUUUCGAAGUACAGAUUGAGAUAUUGCAUUGUUUUGAAACAUGCAGCAAAAUGCUGUGAUCUGCAGAGUACUGUGAUCUGUUUCAAUAUAUGUAUAGAAACAAUGUAUGCUUCUGUGAGAAGCAUUUUUCCCCUUUGUAUCCGAGAAAUACUAGCUCUGUGAUUCUCCGGAUCUUUUCUUUUGUUACCUUUUUUGGUUCUCGAUUGUAGUUUGCUUAUUAGAGAAUCAAAUUUCUAAAAUUGUUGAAU
This is a messenger RNA of Jatropha curcas, 3973 nucleotides long. The record is from RefSeq and is a predicted model, not a curated record. NCBI's taxonomy places the organism in Eukaryota, Viridiplantae, Streptophyta, Magnoliopsida, Malpighiales, Euphorbiaceae.